AUGCUGGAGGUUCGGGAUCGGCUUUGCCGGCACCAGAGCGCCGCCGGCUCUGAAAGCUUGCUCCGCAUGGAGGAUCCCUCGCUCCUCCUCUUCGGGCCCCCGGAACACCAGGGCAGCGAGCUCUCCUCUGCGGAGGCCGUCGGCUGCGGCAAGGCCUUUGCCGAGCUGGUGAGCAAGCUCGUGUCUGUUGUCGGCUUGAAGGGCCAAUCGCCCACACUGCCAGCGGUGGAGCGGCCUUACCAGGACUGGGAGGUCCAAGUGGCCUGGGCCUUCGAUCCGAACUUGGAAGCCGCUUGUCCGGAAUGGGCUCAGGCCCGAGACUUGAUCAUCUUCUUCCAGAUGCUCUUGUCCAGCGUCCCGGCCCUGUCCCAGUCACUCGAGGGACAGGGCGUGGCACCGGCCGGGGAUGCAGCGCUCUCUGCGAGCAGCAUGGCAGAGUGUGGCUUCAGCCUUAGUCUCUUCAACCCACCCAGCAAGCUCACGGUGAAGGUGCUCCACAUCUGCACCAUUGCCUCGCGACAUGCCAACUUCCUCUACACGCAACCCUCCCUGGCCCACCCGAAGGUGCUUUGCCCCUCCCUGCCCUACCUUCGCUUCGGCGGCUCCCUGGAAAACGAGAUCGCUUCAACGCCACAUCUCCCGGACUUCGACUUCUCCCUGACGCAAGCACAAGCAGAGACCUUGCUGAUGAUCCUGAACUGCCCUGGGCUCCGCAUCCCGAUGCUUCUCCAGUUCGUGGUCCCGAAUCAUGUGGCCCUCCUCCACCACCGGCAGUUCCAGAGGAUCUUCUUCGCCUGCCUCUUCGAGCCCGGCCCCUUUCCCAAGGAGCCUCGGGAAGAGAAAACAGCUCGGCCUCCCAGGGUCCAAAGCCUGCGAGAGGCCAAGGUGCCCUGUUUGGAGCCCAUGGCGAUCGAGUUCGGGUGGCUGAGCACUGAGAUGGCCACGAGACCGCAGCUGCUACUGCCCUUCCUGCACCAACUCUUCGAUGCAGUGAAGGACUUGGGACACAUGUCCGAGCCCAUGCUGUUUGUUUCGUUGUUUCUGGCAGAGCUUGCAGAUCCAUUCUGCCACUGCCCGAAGUUCGUUGCAGAUGCCUGUCGGUUCGCUCGCCUUCGCG
This is a messenger RNA of Symbiodinium necroappetens, 1117 nucleotides long. The record is from the annotation of a GenBank genome assembly. NCBI's taxonomy places the organism in Eukaryota, Dinophyceae, Suessiales, Symbiodiniaceae.